AUGCCGGAUUUGUCUCACAAGGGACAGAUUCAGGCGAAACAAAUGGAAGCACGUCAACUUGAACAACAGCGUCAAGAGCAGAGGCUCCAACAAGAAAAGCAGCGGCAAAUUGACGCUGCAAGGAAGCAGUUGCAGGAGCAGAUCAAGCAUCAUGACAUAACUGCUGCAAAUAUCGACAAGAACACGAUAGCCAUGGUGCACCGAGUAGGAGAGAUUAACCAGUCGCUACAAACUGCUUCGUUGACUCAACUGCAACGUCAACAGCUCUUGCUGGAAUAUAGCAGCCAGUCAGCCAAGUGUUCUAGUCUUCAAACGAUGGCGCAGAACCACCGACUACAAAGGACGCAGCUGCAGAAUCAGCUUGACGCUUUGAAUGCCGGCAGUGGAUCAGCAGCAGUUGUAGCAUCGAUGUCGUUAUCGGCGUCGCCGAUGGUGAUGAGAACCCAUGACACUUCGAUGUUAAUGGACGAUGAGCAGCGUCUUAGAGAAGAAAUUGAAAAGAUUGAUGAAGAUAUCCGAGGCAUGGAAAAGCAAGUACGACGGUUGGAGGAGGAGGAACGAACAUACCAGAAGAAGAAAAUUCAAGCAGAGCAAAUGAUCACGUCCGCUUUUCGAAUCAAUUCAACCAUGCAGGAUUUCCAAGCCAAGCAAGAACUCAAAGAGGCCCAGGACAAUAUGCGUGUAGUUGAACAUUCCCGGCUCACCUUCCAGAAGAAGCUUGACAAUUUGCGUGAGAAUCGUGAGCUGCUGAUCAGGCAACAACGAAUGCUGUUGAAUAGCGGUGGCACAAGCGGCGUGAUUGUUGGUGGCUCUGGUAGCAUGAGCAAAGGAGUACCACCAACAACAAUGUCGUUAGCAGCACAGGCUCAAGCUCAACAAUUCCAUCUGCAAAUGCAGCAGCAGCAACACAAGAAUCUCAUUGGCAUCCGCCAACCAACAGCUGAUUCGAAACCUCCGACGAGUGCUCACUCUCCUUGGCCUGGUUCUUCGUCGGCUAAGGAUAGGGACAAUUCUCAAUGGAGUGACAACAAGCGAAGUUUCAACAAUGUGAUGGAUAGAGUGGUUCACGAGGAGAUUACCAACAGCCAUGCUGCGGCCCAAGCGGGACAUGCCGCCCCACAUUCGUCUGUUGCACCUCCUGAAAUUCGCAGGAAAUCAGGUCUUGAAAUGCUAAACAUUCCACCAGUGUCUGUGGCUCGUCACCCUCAAAGAAGACCUGUGAGUCCAACAUCGGGAGGGGUUGGGAUCCAACGACCUCCUAUGAAUCGGGCAGCUCGGUCGAUUAUGGGAGGGGUACCGUCGUACGGUGCUCUUGUCGUGAACACUUCCCAUGGCGCUACUGGCUCACCACAAAUGAGCUCACAACAUAUGUCGCCAUCAGUGUCAGCAGCUACUUCAUCUGCAGCAUCAAACGUCUAUGCCCACUUCCAGCAAUCGCUCAACGCUUGUUCCCCUGCCAGCCAACUCACCAAAGCGCAACCCAUGGCCUCUCCUGCUGUAUGCGUCAAGUCGGAGGUUCCUUCUACUGGGGUGCAGUCUCUCACCUCUCCCGCCGUACCAAGCACAUCUGGAGUCCUCUCUUCCGUUUCUGCUUUCCAGGAGCCGACUACUUCCACAUCAUCAGCCAUACCUCCACCUCCCACCCUUCAGUUCCUCGCCACCUCAACAGUUAGUGGUCCCCCAACAUAUGAACCGAUCUCACCAGAUGAUGGGGCUCCAUCGAGCCCUGUUACACGCGCAGAAGCUCCUUCGACAUCUGCAGCAUCUUCUCAAGGUUCAAGGAUGUUCUCAGCGCUUGAUUUCGACUUUCCGCUGGCUGUGGCACCAUCGUCAACUGCUCCUCCCCCGCUUCCUCCGUCAUUGGCGCCUCCGCUCGCAGAGUUGCUUAGAACGGCCGGAACUGAACCUGUCGCCACCACGAUGACGUUCGAACCAUUGUCGGAUGAUGACGACUAA
Molecule: messenger RNA, 1956 nt
Organism: Ostertagia ostertagi
Lineage: Eukaryota; Metazoa; Nematoda; Chromadorea; Rhabditida; Trichostrongylidae
Source: the annotation of a GenBank genome assembly